ACGCCACCCGUGGGCCGGUCUUCAAGGGCGGACACGCGCACGGAAAGCUGCAUAUCCGUGAGCGCGCACGCGUGGCGGUGAUUUGAUGGAGCAGGAGACGCGGACGCGGAUGGAAGGUUUGUGUCCUCACAGAUAAACCGGACCUCCAGCCUGAAGACCAGACCAGACCAGUGUCCUGGUUCUGACCUGCUUCGUUCUCUAACACCCACUUCUACAGCUCAGAUCGCAGCCUUGAAGUCCACUCCGACAGUUUGAUCUCCAGUUGUGUGUCUUGGUUCUUCCUCCAGCCAUGGGGUCCACAGGCUACAGUUACUACCGCAUGGUCAUCUUCGUCUGCAUGUUCACCGGCUACUCGCUCUACUACUUCAACAGGAAGACCUUCUCCUUCGUCAUGCCGUCUGUGAUGGAGGAGAUCCGCCUGGACAAAGAUGACCUAGGUAUGAUAACCAGCAGCCAAACCAUGGCCUACGCCAUCAGUAAGUUCAUCAGCGGCGUCCUGUCGGAUCGGAUCAGCGCCCGCUGGCUGUUCUCCAUCGGCCUGCUCCUGGUCGGAGGCAUCAACAUCGUGUUCUCCUGGUCGUCCACGGUGUCCAUGUUCUCUCUGCUCUGGUUCGUCAACGGACUGGGACAAGGCUGUGGGUGGCCGCCGUGUGGGAAGAUCCUACGGAAGUGGUAUGAACCGUCCCAGUUCGGAACCUUGUGGUCCGUCCUGUCCUGCAGUAUGAACCUGUCUGGGAGUCUGGGUCCCAUCCUGGUCACGGUUCUGCUGCAGUUCUACGACUGGAGGUCCAUCCUGUCCAUGUCCGGCGUCGUCUGCGCUGCGCUGUCUCUGUUUUGUGUGGCGUUUGUGAAGAACGAACCCAAGGACGUGGGUCUGCCCAGCGUUGAAGCAGCCGCCAAGAAGGGCGCCAAAGGAGGGAACAGUGAAAGCACCCUGACGGAGUUCCUGCUGUCCCCGUUCCUGUGGGUGCUGUCGCUUGGAUACCUGGUGGUGUUCGGGGUGAAGACGGCCGCCACCGACUGGGGUCAGCUGUUCCUGAUGCAGGAGAAAGGCCAGACCGCGCUCAUGGGCAGUACGUACAUGAGCGCCCUGGAGGUGGGGGGCUUCGUGGGCAGCCUGGCCUCGGGUUUCUUCUCCGACAGGGCCGUCGCUCGGCACGGCCUGGGAACCCACGGCAACCCCCGCCACGGCCUGCUCCUCCUGAUGAUGACGGGGAUGUGCGUGUCCAUGUACCUGUUCAGAGUCACCAUCACACCUGACAUCCCACAGGACGCGCUCUGGGUCCAAGCCCUCCACCCUGUCUCCGCCCUCAUCGGUGUGUCGGAAAAAGAGCUCUGGAUCCUGUUUCUCGGUGCGGUCUUCGGAUUCUCUACUUACGGACCAAUCGCUUUGUUCGGGGUGAUCGCCAGUGAAAGCGCUCCGUCAAACUUCUGUGGAAUGUCUCACGCCGUCGUGGCUCUGAUGGCGAACGUGGGGGCGUUCAUGGCGGGGCUUCCCUUCAGCACCAUCGCCAAAAAACACAGCUGGGAGACGGCAUUCUGGGUAGCCGAGGUGAUCAUGACCGCCACCACCGUUGGGUUCUUCCUGGUUCGAAACAUGCGAACCAAAAUGGGACGGAUCGCAGAGAAAACGGACUAAAGUAUCGUGGUACAAAUAAAUACAAUAUGUGGACAAAAGUAUGUGGACACGUUGAAUUCAGGUGUUUCUUUUCUAACAAAACAAUAAUAAUAAAUGUCAUAAUA
Molecule: messenger RNA, 1743 nt
Organism: Sphaeramia orbicularis (orbiculate cardinalfish)
Lineage: Eukaryota; Metazoa; Chordata; Actinopteri; Kurtiformes; Apogonidae
Gene: slc37a4b
Product: solute carrier family 37 member 4b
Exons: 10
Coding region: 290-1639 (449 amino acids)
Biological process (GO): phosphate ion transmembrane transport; glucose-6-phosphate transport
Cellular component (GO): endoplasmic reticulum membrane
Molecular function (GO): glucose 6-phosphate:phosphate antiporter activity
Source: RefSeq, a predicted model, not a curated record